Molecule: messenger RNA, 829 nt
Organism: Bursaphelenchus okinawaensis
Lineage: Eukaryota; Metazoa; Nematoda; Chromadorea; Rhabditida; Aphelenchoididae
Source: the annotation of a GenBank genome assembly
AUGAUCGGUCAGAUUUGGGUGUUGUUGUUGAUCCCUGUGGUUCUGUCGCAUCAACAGCCCUCGUUCCCGGGCCAGGAUGCGCACAAGCCUCCAGAAGUUCACCACCAACAACCUCCACCACCACCUCCACCUCACCAAGGACAAGCGCCUUCACAGGCUUCGUUCGGAGGAGAGCAGGCCAAGGAUGAAGGGUAAGAUAAUGUUUUUGAUCCUUCGCUCUUGGUUUAGAGGCUCAAAUGAUGGCAAAUAAAUAUAUUAUGAUAGAAUAUAAUCUUGUGCAUCUUUUAGGCACAUUAAGGAGCAUUUAGAAGGAAAAGUGGACCCAACAGCGAACAUGACACCAGAACAACUUCAGUUCCACUACUUUAACAUGCAUGAUUUGGACAAAAACGGACGUUUAGAUGGAGUUGAGCUCAUAAAAGCUAUCACUCACUUCCACCAAGGUAUGUAAAAGCUUUCUGAUUAGUUUUUAUUGUUUUAGACAUCAAAUGGAAUGUUUGUUUAGCUGCAAACAGCUCAUAUUGUCUAUGGUAGAUCUUAUGAACUAAAAUGAAUAAAAAAUUAAACUAAUGGCAGUUUCAACUGGUUAAACCAUUAUGUUUUAGAAAACCCAACAAAUCAGCAACAACAGCACGAUCAGCAUGCUCCACCACCACUUCCGUCCGAAGAAGAGCUGGAGCAAAUGAUUGACGCCAUCUUAAAAGAAGAUGACUUCAAUAAUGAUGGAUAUAUUGAUUAUGGAGAGUUUUUGCGAGCUCAAAAACAACGUGAAGAACAAGCCAAACAGCACCAGCAACAACAACAGCAGACACCACCGCCAACACAAUAG